Chroicocephalus ridibundus (black-headed gull) is the source of this 2260-nucleotide messenger RNA. RefSeq names its product protein regulator of cytokinesis 1 (gene PRC1). The transcript has 13 exons. Gene Ontology annotation, biological process: microtubule cytoskeleton organization; mitotic spindle midzone assembly. The record is from RefSeq and is a predicted model, not a curated record. NCBI's taxonomy places the organism in Eukaryota, Metazoa, Chordata, Aves, Charadriiformes, Laridae. The coding region runs from base 45 to 1988 and encodes 647 amino acids. Gene Ontology annotation, molecular function: microtubule binding. Gene Ontology annotation, cellular component: mitotic spindle midzone; spindle; cytoplasm.
ACCGGGACGGGGUAUGAGAGGGCGGCGGGGAGCUGGGAGCCGGGAUGGCGCGGAGCAGUGGGGCCCGGGACGGGAGGGCGACGGAGAGCCGGGAGCGGGCGGCAGCGUCCCGGGCCCCCGGCCCCGUCCGGCGGCCGCUGAUGCCGGCGCGCCCCCAUGCCCUCAGUGAGAUACUGGCGGCCGAGACCGUGUCGUGCCUGAACCAAGCCAUGGCGGUGCUGCAGGACAUCUGGGACGAGAUCGGCAUCCCCGAGAAGCAGCAGCUGGAGCGCACCGAGGCCGUCAAGAAGCACAUCGAGAGUCUUCUGGACAUGAUGAUCUCCGAGGAGAAGAACCUGAAGGAGUAUCUGUUGAACAGCAUUGCUGUCUGUCGGAAGGAGCUUGACACCCUCCACAGGGAGCUCCAGCUGGCGCCCUUUGAGGUGGAGGAACAAGGUACCAUUCUGCAGAUGGAGAAGGAUUUGCGUGCCCGCGUCCAAGUGCUGUUAAAGCAGAAAAGGGACAGGAAGCAGGAGCUGGAAAGUCUGCAAGAACGAGAUCGAGACUUGUGCGACAUCCUCUGCGCAGCCCCGUUCCGCAUUGACAGCAAUGCCGUGCCCAGCCUGGAGGACCUGGAUCGUUACAGGCGCCACUUGGCCUCCCUGAGCACUGAGAAGGAGCAAAGGCAAGAACAGUUUGUCAGCACCAAGCAGCAAAUCAUCCUCCUUAUGGAGGAGCUGGACCGCAGUCCGGACACAAGCUUUGAGCAGGACGUGGUGUGCAAGGAUGAUGAAGCCUUCUGUUUGUCCGAGGACAACAUCGCUGCCCUCCAGAACCUGCUGCAGCAGCUGGAAGCCCAGCGAUCCCAGAACGAAGCUGCAUGCACGGAGCUGCGCUCCAGAAUCACUCUGCUUUGGGAAAGGCUGCAGGUUCCUGUGGAGGAGAGGGAGUCUUCUGCGGUGCACAUGACUGGAUCCAGUACCAAAACCAGGAAAGCUCUGCAGUUGGAAGUGGACUAUCUGGAGGAGCUGAAGCUGCAGAACAUGAAAUCUGUGAUUCAGGCAAUCCGGGAAGAGCUGGCUGACUACUGGGACAAGUGCUUCUAUGGUCAGAAGCAGAGGGAAGACUUCAGCCCCUAUUAUGAUGAGGACUAUACGGAGACCCUGCUUGAGCUCCACGAUGCUGAGGUGAAGAAGAUGAAGAGCCACUAUGAAACACACAAAGAUCUGUUUGUGGCUGUCCAGAAAUGGGAGGAGAACUGGAAGCUGUUCCUGGAGCUGGAGAGGAAAGCAACUGACCCCAGUCGCUACACCAACCGCGGGGGGAAUCUGCUGAAAGAAGAGAAGCAGCGAGCAAAGCUGCUGAAGACGCUUUCCAAGCUGCAGGAGCAGCUGGAGAGCAGAGUCCAGGCCUGGGAGCAGGAGCAGGAGGGACCUUUCCUAGUGAAGGGACAGCAGUUCAUGGAGUUCGUGAGGGAGCAGUGGCAGCUGUACCACCUGGAGAAAGAGAAGGAGAAACAGGAGCGGCAACUGAAGAAAAGCCGCCAGAUUGAGGCAGAGAUGAUGUACGGAAGCACCCCUCGGACACCCGCCAAGCGUCGGAUGCACAGCCCCCACACGCUUGGCAAAGUAAGGAAGCUCAAUGGCACUUCCAUCUCCAGCGUCACACCCAACGCCACCGUUCGUUCAGUUUUUGGGGGAACCACCUACCACUCGCCAACGUUUUGUUUCCCACCUUCCCGAGGGAAGUUUGGCCAGGCUCGGACUCCCAACUGCAUGGCUGCGAAGCCGCCCCGUCCCAGGCACAGGGAGCAGAACAAGGAGAACAUGUCCCAGCCCAACGGAGCCAACGUGGGCGGUGGAUGCACCCCCACAACUCCUGGCCGGCAUAACCGCAGCAUUAUUUCUGUUGCCAGCACCUAUUCCGAGUUUGAGCGUAAAUUUUCGAAGGCGUCCAACUCUGACAGCUCCUGUGUCCUGAACUCCACCACCACCAAUGCCUUCUGCUGAGCUCCCGCCUGCCGCUCCAGCUGCUCGUAGUGGUAGUGAGUCCCCGCUCCGGCAGAGCACGGCGCACCCCUGCCCCAGGAGCCCCGUGCCGUGGGGUUAACCUCUCCUGGCUCCCAGGUGUUUCUCGGGCCAGCCUGGCUCUGCGGGGCAGGGGCUCCCUGCCUGCCAGGGCAGGGCCUGCACGGGAUGGUUUUUUUUUUUUUGGAAAAAAAUAUAUACUGCUUUUACUGGGGGAAUUAUUGAAAAUGUUUUUAAUAAAAGAUUUGAGUAGG